GCAUGCGCAGUUACAAAAAUGGCUGUAAUGGCUAUCUACAACGGUCUGAUCGGAGUUGUUUUAGAGGCUCCUACAUACCACCUAUUUCUCGAAGCUCUUCUUGUCGUCUGGAUCGUUUACCUCAUCGGUUUUUCACAAAGUUACAGAAGCUCUCGAAAGCCUACCGAGUUAACUCACGAGGAACAAGAGGGAUUGAUUCGUGACUGGCAGCCCGAGCCGCUGGUAAUGCCAAGUAACAACAGCUUGCCUUUGCAAAAUCGUGUGGUCUCAGGAGCAAUUGGACCAUUUGCUCAAGUUGAUGGUAAAACAUGUCUCAAUCUUGUUUCUCUUAAUUUUCUUGGUCUGCUGGGGCACAAAGACAUUGAGGAAGCGGCUGCAAGUGCGUUGAAUCGGUAUGGAGUUGGAUCAUGUGGACCGAGAGGAUUUUAUGGAACUUUUGAUGUCCAUCUUGAACUUGAAAAGCGACUUGCUGAUUUCAUGAACACGGAGGAGGCUGUUCUUUAUUCAUACAAUUUUCCCAGUGUUGCAAGCGCGAUUCCUGCAUACUCAAAACGAGGCGACGUGAUCUUUGUGGAUGAAGGAGUAUGCUUUGCAGUCCAGAAAGGCUUGCAGGCAUCACGGAGUCUCAUAAAGAAAUUUAAGCACAAUGAUGUGGAUGAUCUUGAAAGACUGCUAAAGGAGCAGCAGAAAGAAGACGACAAUAAUCCCAGAAAGGCAAAAGUGACUCGUCGUUUCAUGGUAGUCGAAGGUCUAUACAUGAACUAUGGAGACAUCUGUCCACUGCCAGAGCUGAUUGCGUUGAAGUACAAGUAUAAAGUACGUUUGUUUAUUGAUGAGUCUGUUUCGUUUGGAGUUUUGGGUGCAAAUGGUCGAGGCGUUACUGAGCAUUUUGGCGAUCAGGUCAAUGGAAUGAAGGAUGUUGAUCUGAUAUCUGCUAGUUUAGAGAACUCUGUAGCAUCAAUAGGAGGAUUUUGCUGUGGCACUUCGUAUGUUAUAGAUCAUCAACGUUUGUCAGGCAUAGGAUACUGCUUUUCAGCCUCCCUUCCUCCUCUACUUGCAUCCGCAGCAAUUGCAGCUCUAAACAUCAUGCAAGAGAAGCCAGAAAUGUUCAACGAACUGAAAGAGAAGGUGGAGUGUCUGAGGAAAAAGUUGGAAAACGUUGAUGGUCUGGAUGUGAUGGGAGCUCAAGAAGCACCGAUUCUUCAUCUCAGAUUGACAACAUCGACUGGUCAACGACGCAGUGAUGAAGCAUUGUUGCAAAAAAUUGUAGACAAGGCAUUUGAUGAAGACGUCGCAAUCACAUGUGCUCAGUAUCUCGAAGAAAUGAAUCAACCACCUCCCACUAUACGUCUGUCGGUCUGCAUCAGCCACAGUGAUGAUGAUCUAGAACGAGCGGCGAUUGUUAUCAACAAGGCAGCUAAGCAAGUCUUGGAAACACGAGAGAGAGAGUGACAUAAAACGUCAUAGACUUGAUUGUGGUGCUUGUUUUUGAUCCAAUUUUUUCUUGUAUAGAGGAGAUAUAUGACCUUGUGUUGUGACGUAGAUCCAAUGUCCAAUGUUAUGUUGCUCAGCCUGCA
This is a messenger RNA of Corticium candelabrum, 1577 nucleotides long. Its product is annotated as serine palmitoyltransferase 1-like. Bases 19 to 1452 code for a protein of 477 amino acids. Gene Ontology annotation, molecular function: pyridoxal phosphate binding; serine C-palmitoyltransferase activity. Lineage: Eukaryota; Metazoa; Porifera; Homoscleromorpha; Homosclerophorida; Plakinidae. The record is from RefSeq and is a predicted model, not a curated record. Gene Ontology annotation, biological process: sphingosine biosynthetic process; ceramide biosynthetic process. Gene Ontology annotation, cellular component: endoplasmic reticulum. The transcript has 16 exons.